Messenger RNA from Xyrichtys novacula (pearly razorfish), 22387 nucleotides. Lineage: Eukaryota; Metazoa; Chordata; Actinopteri; Labriformes; Labridae. The record is from the annotation of a GenBank genome assembly.
UUGGAUGGAGAGGCAGAGCAGGAGAUUGACCAAUAGUAGCUGUCCGGGACGGAUGGCUCCCAUUGGUCAAUGUUUUUGCAGCCCUGCACCUGCUAGGAUGAACAGAUUUUUUUCCAUUCUUUUUUCUCUUCACUUUGUGGAUAUCGUUCCACAGGAAUAAAACCGGAUAAACGAGGUUCAUAAUAAUUACCAAUCUCUCCAAUCAUCAACAAUGCCUUUAAUAUGUGUUUUCAGAAAACACAUAUUACACUAGGACAUAUAAAAAAUUACAAUUUAUUUUUUAUUUUUAGCAAAGGACUAAAUACUUGUUCCAACAUAAAGUUUUUUUGGCAGAGAAAGGUGUGAAGAAACACCAAGGUGCCAUAAAUCAUCGUCACGUAAAAAAAUAAACCAGAAAUGUACUGAAGAGAUGGCAGAUAGUGAGUGUUUGUAUGCGUGUGUGUUUCUAGCUAUAAACAAGGUGAUGGAUGCUCUUGCCACAGAGUGUUGACUGGUCACAGCCUCCUGUGUGCUGAUUAAUUGAUGGGAGAUACAGCAGUUUAAGGUCCCCUUGGCCCUCCCUGUGCUCUCUGCUUGUCUGCCUCUCUGUGCGUAGACUGUAGCAAGGACAUUUUAAGCAGUUGCACAGACAGUAACCUUUUUUUUUUCAAAGAGGAGGAGGUUGAGGUGAACCUCAAUAACAAGGUUAGGUGGAGGAGAUAAACAUAGCAGUCUUCUCCUCCUUAUUUGUCCUCUACUGUUUCAUGACAGGGUCUAACAAGGCAAGGGCGUACAGCAAUAGCACCAUAUCAUCACCUUUAACACCUUCAUGGGAAACCAGGACUUUCUCUGUUGUUGUUUUUUUACGUUUAUGGACCACAAACUGAACAACCUCAAGUAAAAUUGUAUUAUAGAAACAAUGUGUUUGAAGGGCAACUGCAGAGCUGUCAAAACUGUGAGCAGGAGUUGUUUCUUAUUAAGCGUUUUAGUGACAAUGAAGCGACUAUAUUUUUAGUAAUGAGGCAACAUUGUAGAAAGAUCCCAGCAGUUCACUAGUUUUAAAAGCACAUCAACAACAGGUGAAGCAUCUGUUUCUGGGAGGAAGAGGAAAACCUGAUGUUGACUUGUGUGGGUAGCUGUAGCAUCACAUUAAGUGCUGCUGCAGACUCUUCUCCAGCCUGCCAUGAAAAUAUUUUCAAGGGGCCUUUGAGACAGCUGACAUUACACUAAAGUAGAUCCCAGGUCUGCAGGUGCAAAAUGAAAUAAAAGGUUUCAAAUAUCCUCAGGAACUUUUUUUCACAGAAUCCUCCAGACUGUCCCCAAGGUCUCAGAUUCUUUUUUUAACCUUUAAAGUACUUCUUUUCACUCUGAAUUUGAAAAUAAAAGUGAUUUUAGCUUCAUCCUCAAAGUGACACAAUAAUCCUUAUCGUAUUGAUUGUGUGAUCUGAGGGAUCUUUAAUGUUUGGUCUGAGUUAAAUUAAUGUUUGGGCUAUCAGAAAGAUGUGACUGCGGUCCUGUAACAGCACUGACCAAAUCUGGUCUGGGCAUGCCCUACUCCAAAAUACACCACCAUGCAAUGUGUCAGUACCAUAGACAGUAUCUGCCUCCUCGCUGGGUGAAGCCACUGCCAAAACAGCACCCUCUGGUGACGGGCUGCAGUAUAGGUCAUAAAUCCCACCUCCUCCAGCCAUCCCUAUGGAGCUGUGGACAAACUUUUGAAAUUUAUUAUAUAGAAUAUACAUUUUUCUCCCCUCUGUUUGCAAUGUUGACAUGUAGUUACUGUAAGACUGGAUUGUACUAAAGUCCUCUUUUUUCUGUAUAGCUCAUUUUUUAAAAAGUUAUUAGGGGGUUCAUGUUUUCUAUGAUUGACACCUGAUACAGCCUAUGGGUGUACAAAGAUUGCGUAGCUCACGGGUGAUAUGCUAUUUGAGCCGAGCUUCAUCGCAGCGACUCUCCCGCCGAAUGCGUACGAUGCUACUGUGCAAUGUUGGUUUCAGGAAAUGGAGAAAAAAUGCAGAAAUUCAGCUUCAAAUCCAUAUACUGGUGGAAGGCGGAACCAAGUUGUCCAUAGUAGUCUAUGGCCAGUACCCAGUUGAGGCAAUAAUUCAGUUGUUACUGAUGGAAACAUCAUCCUGAUUGAUAUACAGUUGAUGUCUACCUGUAGUGUUAUAUUGAAAGUCCAGCCACUAUUACUGCUGACUUGAAAUAUCAGUAUAAAGGCUAACAGGCUACAUUGGUUACUAGCAAAUUUUUUACCAACUUUAUCGCUUAAUGCUAACAUCAGGGAACAUGAUACAAGUUUUCAUUUUACUCGUUUAAUAACUGAAUUGAAAUGACCAACUUCAGCGAUCGCUUCUCCUCUUCGUCAUCACAUGGUUAAAAGAAAACCAAUGAAGGUAGUCAUGGACUCUAAAUAAUGAGGAUUAACAGCAUUAAAAAUACAUGUUAGCUGCUUGGAGAAAGUUUCAUAUGGGGGUAUGACACCACCUGACCUCUGGAUUGUCUGUUAUCUAUUUUAUUUUUAAAGAUAAUUAGUUUGUUCUUGUACUACAACUGUACUGCCCCAUGUGGUCAAACGGUGCAACUGGACAGCCUUCAAUCAACACCUUUCAAUAGCUUUUUUUUUAUUACAAGCCAAUACUGUUCAAGAUAUUCAUUUUUACAAUCUAUUUUCAAUCUGAAGGAUAUUUCUGCUUUCAUUGCACCUUGUCUCUUUCUUCUCAGGACCCUGAACACUUAGCUUGACAAACUGAGAAUAAGACAAAUCUAAAAAAUUCUAUUUGACAAUCGACUUCUUCAGACACAGCUGCAGUAGUUGUUUACGGUGCAGUUUGAGCCUGUUAUGUACUGUUUUAUGCAUCUUUUUUCAGUUGAAAUCGUGAAGUGAAGAAGCGAAGCUGCACUUGGGUGAUAUUACAUUCAUGUGCUCCCUCUCUCCCUCCCCUCUCUCCCUCUGCAUCCUCUCUCAUCUCGUUCUGCAGGAAUACACUCUCCUCCUUCGCCGCUGCAGCCUGACUCUGACACAAACCGGUAUGUCCGCACACUGAGAGCCGCCGCACACUGACACACAAUCCCUCCUCUCAGACCCACAACUUGUGAUUUUUUCUUUUUUGGGGGGAACAAGUAAAAGAAGAACGAGGAGAAGAAGAAGGAAAAGGAGGAGGUUGCUUGAUACCACUGCUGCGACAAAGCUGAAGACUUGGAGGAUCCAAACAAGGUAAAUGAUGUCCGGAGACGGCGCAGAGAGACGCGGAUGUUUGAGUUGAGUGCGUGUGCAUGCGUGUGUAUGUGAGUGUGUGUGUGUGGCUUUACUGUACGGGACCGGAUGGUGAAAGGUGCAUGUACAGGGUGAAAAGAUGCUGAUGCUACCGUGCACUCACCAUCAGGGCUGCUGCAUGUAAGGUGUCUGAGCGUGUUGGUGCAGUCAUUGAACAGGGAGUCUGUGUGCGUACAGCCUGCGGUGACGUUAGUGUAAUAGUGUAAAAUGCUGCACCGCACAAGGAGCUCUGAGAGUGAAUACUGUGAAGGGUUCAUGCGAGGAGAAGCUGCUGGUGCUGGUGCUGCUGCUGCAUGAGGAUGAUGAUGAUGGUGGUGAUGGUGGUGGUGGUGGUGGUGGUUGUGAGGAAGAGAACCAGGAAAUGAUUUAGAGGCGCUCAGCUGCUGCAGAUUCGACUUCGGGCAAACGGAAAUGACCCGGAGACGAAACAGCCAUGAAAUAAUGAGUGCAUCAAGUUUUCAGAAGAAGGGUUUGUUUUUCUGCAAGCAUUUGCUGCAGUGGGGAUUAGGGAGUCUGUAUGCAGCAAAACGAGAGGAUGUAAACAGAAUGUACCAAAAAUAAAAGAAAGCCUUCAUUCAGUUUGGGAUAGGUUACUCUUGUGCUUUAGAACUUACAUAGAAAUUCUGAGGGGAUAUCAAAACUACUGUGUUGCUUUGAAGCAUCCUAUCUCCUUGAGCACAGUUGUGUCCAAACUUGCAUUUUUUUUCCUAAAUGGACCAAGAGCGUCUUUAUGCAUUAAUUGGGGUUAUUAUAUAUAAAAAAAAGGAUCCUUCAGCAGCCACAGCAGAAUCACAAAUAAGAACCACGGGUCCAAGGUCAUACCCUGCAGCAUCACAAAACAUCCUAGAAACAGUCAAGUCUUAUUAAAUAUUGUGAUUCUGCCAUAAAAAGGCACAAUUUAUGCCAUUGUCUGUGUUCACCCUUUGUUUAAUCAUGUGUGAUUUAUUUCUAAGAAGAUACAUGACGGGCAGUCAGGCAGCCUCAGCAUAAAUCUGCACAGGAUGAAGUGUCGGUUGUAAAUCGAGGGCGCAGGUGCUUGACAAAACUCAGGAUACAAUGUUGCACUGGAGGGACCACUUAAAUUUCCUUGCUCCCUGGAGUGGAGGUGAUGAUAUCGAGGCUGUUUUUAAUGUACAUUUUUACCACUCUGGAAAUAAGACUGAAACAGUUUAACAGUAAAAAAAAAAAGAGAUUUCUGUUAAAGUAGAGAUGCAUAGUAAUCUGUGGGUUUUUUAGUGGAGCAAGGACCUCCUCCUAGAGGUCGUUUUUUUCCUGCAUCGAGCCCCAUCAUCAUCAUCAUUAUCCUCCCCCCAUCCCAUCAAACUAUUGUUGAGAAAGGCAGUGGAGUGAAACUGCAUGUCCUAACAGAGGUAUUCAUGCUGUCAAAGCUUGUGUUAUUCUGUCCUCUGGCUGCAGGUCUGUCCCUGAUAACGUGACCAGUGAAGGAAGAGAAGACAGAACUGCUUCAUCAUGAAUUUUGUAAUGAAAGCUGCGCUGGGAGGUGAGUAUCUGCUGGGCUGGAGGUUGAUUUAACAGCACUGCAGUGUAGAGGAUUUAAAGCACUGUACUGUACGAGCACUGGCCCCGCUAGUUAUGGGGACGCUGGGCUUAGAUAAUCCGUCCUGCACCAAACUCCUGACUUCACACAUCAGCUACGCAUUACCCCCCUCCCUCCUUCCCUUUCUCUCUUUUCCUGCAUCCAUCUUUUAAAACUCCCCUCAGUGAACGUCCUGGUACAAUAUGUUUUAUUUAAAAACAUCUCUCAGUUGGUGAAAUCUUUGAUGGUGACAGAGUUAUAAACUGACAUGCUCAUUGACUGUUAUUCUACGUUUAUGCUUUUGUAGAAAAAGUGGGCACAGAUAGUGAAUAGGACGGUAAACUCAGCAGUGAUAGCAGGUCAGGUGGUUUACGAUAACUGUUCUUUGACAUUCAAGAUGUCUCUGUCUCCAAAGCAAAGCAGUCUCCCUAUUUUUGCUUCAUCUUCUCCUGCAAUUUAUGAAUGUUGAAUUUAAAAUUUAAAACAGGCGUGCGUCAGUACAAGGAAGGCUGAAUAUUCUGUAAAAAAUGUUAAUGUCAUGAAUUAAACAAGUUUGCUCUUCAGAUACGGCUGCUUUAAGGGUUUCAUUCUACUUGAAACACACUGCACUGUGUUUAACGCAUGCUUUUUGAGCCAUCUGUCACAGGCAGCAGAAAUAAAAGAGGCCUGUUUUGGCAGGUAUUAGGACUAACGUUUUUUUCCAUCAGACUUUUGUUCUCUAAAGCCUUCAGGUAUUAUCCAACAGAACAUUAUCCUAGCUACUAUUUGCCCCCUAAUUAGUCUUCAUGAUAGCUCAGUAAUUCAUCCUUAUCAGCUCUAUAGUUUCUCAGGGAAAGCAGUAGGCAGUAAUGCAUAUUGCCCACUCGUUGGUCAGCGUUGUUGUCGUUGAGACAUGGAGUCCAAACUGAACCCCUGCUCCUCAUUGGGAUGCAAAGGGUGCCGGCACUGCCUCUUUCUGCAUAGCUGCUGUGUCUGCACUAUGAAUUCUUAAAUCAACUGCACUGCAUCUGAAGCUGCUUUUACACAAGUUGGGCUGCACUCAGCCUGCAGACUUUGGUAAUAGAUUUGAGAGUGUGGGUGUUUGCCUGUGUGUGCUUGUGCUGUGCCAGAGAUGUUUUACAGAUAUUGUAUGUGGACAGUGUGUGUGCAUGUGCUGUAUCUCCAGGGAGAUGAAUUAUGGUGGCUGUGGGGUAUAGAUUUGUGUGUGUGUGUGUGAGGAAGAGAGGAUGCAAGGAAGAGAAAGUGCAGUCAUAUGACUGGAAAUCUAUCAAUAUGCCUAUCAGGGUGAUUAUGCUGUCGUCAAUGAAGAUUGUCUUUGGUUCCGGUCCAUGUUUACAAGGUGGAACACAGUGACCUCAUUCCCUCGAAAACGCUGACAAUGCAGUGCAUCUUUAAAGCUCCCUGUGGGUCAAAAAAUCAGAUAAUGAGACUAACCAAUUAAAGAGUUAAUCAAUAAGGUAUCAAAUAGAGGGUUAGUGCUUGUCAGCUAACAGAGCCAUAUAACUGAAAUAUUUUCUUUAAUCAGUUGGAUGCAUUUUUGGGCGUGGCAGUGGUGUAUUGGUCUCAAAGGUACACCAAAUAAUCAUUGUUUUUAAUCUGAUUAGGGUGUAUGUAUUGAACCAGCUCAUAAUUUCCAUUUGUGCAUUUUCUAUCCCAUCAAAACUUCUCCAAAAAUGUCUAUAAAUGUAAGAAAUUGCUUAAAAAUGCAAGAUGAACCCUACUUAUUUUGGUGAGGACAUAGAUACACACAUGAAGAAAUUGUCUAAAAAAAGAGUCUAAAAAGAGUCUAAUUUAUACUUGCCGAGAAACUAAAGCUGUUCAAUAUUCUCCAGAUGGAUACAUGUGUCUGCUACAUGAGUUACCUUGAGAGUGAUAGAAAUAAGCUCAAACACUGCCAUGCCUCACAGAACUGCUUGCGUGUUUGCUAUCAAGAUGUCAUUUCCCGUUAUAAUUGAAUUGCUUUUUAUGGUUUUGACACAAGACCCCAUACAACUCGCAGUGAUAAUUGGAUUAAUAAGUCUUAAACCCAUAUAGAUAUCUGAUCUGGGCUGACCUUGCUCUCUCCAAGCUGUGAUUGUCUGGCUUUUGUUUGGGUCUGGAUUUGCUGUGCUGUCAGACUGUACUUUUUGCUGAGUUUGUUGGGUGACGAAUGUGCAGGAUGAGUCUCUAUAAAAGAGCGGGUGCUGCCAGUGCAUUAACUAAUCCUCCAAGGCUUCUUGGGUUACAGAUACUUGGAAGAAAACAGCAUUGUUCAACUGAGAUGAUUCAGCAGGACUCAAAUCCAGAGCCAUACAUCUGCAGAGUGCUGAUGGUUGUUAGACACAUUUGCCGCAUUACCCUUUGUAAAGUUUUAAGAUGCAGUGCUGUUGUGUGUUUUGAUCUAAUGUGAAAAAAGAAAGAUAAUUUGAGAAAGUGAGUGAGCCCAAAACUUGUGGCAUAUCACUGUCUAAAACAAUGUUUAAAAAGCUAAAUAAUAGAAAAAAACUCUGCACAAAUAUAUUACAUAAUGUCCAGUUCAAAUUUAGAGGAGUUUUGUGUUUACUUCUGACAUCAACACAAAAAAAACUCCAUGAAAUGAGAUGUAAAUAUCUACCUCUCAGUAUUUUAGGAGACUUUUUAUAGGUUCAAAUGUGUCUUUCCUAACAUACCCAGUGCCUGUUGUACUCACUUUAAGUUUAAGCCUAAAGUUUUGCAACUCAUGCAUAAUGACCACAAAAUAAUUCAUGACUCGAAGUCUCGGUGUUGCUCAUGCAGUGCAGAAAUGACUGCACCUUUAUUGUUAGCAUCACCAUGUUGGUCACUAAAGCCCCUCUAAUGUACAGUUUGGUUAAUCAGAAGCUAUGUUACCAGCACCCACUCUGAACCAGAACUUCAGGGAAACACAUGGUUUCAUUGUGCAUUGAUUUCCUCUGCUGCUGAGUGCCCCCCCCCACGCUGACUCAGCACUUCCAAACUCUUAGACUCCAGAGUGAGUUUGACAGAAUCGGGGGUUGCGGGGGCUGUUCAGUGAGGGAGACAUUAGUCCUGAGGUGUGCUGCUCAAUUAAACCCUGGACGCCUCAGGCAGCAGCAGUCAGAGCUUGACUACAUCAGCAGAAAAGUCAAUGCUACACAGCCAAUAAGGAUAUGUCGAGGUUUAAUUACAGAAUAUAGAAACAUUUUACUUCUUUAAGUCUCUUUAAUUAAUGUGUGGCUUUCCAAAUCAGGAAUAAAGACAAAAGAUUCCAUGAAAUUAAUAUGUGUUUUAACAUAUAAACCAUAGAUUAAACCAAUGUGGCAUUUAGCCUCAGCUUAUACUUACAAAAAAGUAUAUUUAUAAUAAAUAUACAUAUAUACAUAUAUAUAUAUCUAUAUAUGUGUAUAUAUCUAUAUAUAUAUAUAUAUAUAUAUUUAUAUAUAUAGAUAUAGAUAUAUAUAUAUACAUAUACAUAUAUACAUAUAUAUAUAUAUAUAUAUAUAUAUAUAUAUAUAUAUAUAUAUAUAUACUUAUUGCAGUAAGGAAAGUGUUUUCUCAUUCUGGCUAUUUUAAACUGUGUUUUGGUCAACAAAGGUAAAGUUAACUCGACUAUAAAAGAACAACAAAGGGAUUCAGUUCAUACUUCGGACAGCAAAAAAAAGGUUUUGUUUAUUAAAAGGAUUAUUGGCAUGUUUGGGAUUCCAGGCCAACACUAGGAGGCGGGUUAAAAACGCUACAUGCUCUCUGGAUAACCCUUCAUGGUUUGUUAGCACUGCGUUCCUGCUGCCUAAAAUAGCUCAUGACGAUGAGGGGCCUCGUCCUCACUAAAGCUUUGUGGCAGACUCAAAGGAAAAACAAAACAUGUUCAAUUUUUCAUCCUUUUUGUGGCUACAUACACACACACGCGCACACACUGCAAGCAUUUGACAAUUUUUUGUGGUUCUGCAAAAGUAGUGUGCAUGUGAGAGGAGGUUUUUGAAGAGCUUGUCACUGCUGCAACUUGAAAAGAUAAAAGACAGAAGAGGAAAACUAAACUAGAGGCGACAGUAUACUCAGUGUUUGGCUAUAUUUACCGAUAACUGCCAGCAUGGAUCACAUACAGAAUUAACAUGUGAUAUUAUUUUAAAAGGAAUCUUACCCACUAAAUAUCUGGCUCUUAAUGUCUUUUUUUCUUGUGAUAAGAAUGGCUAAAAUCUUUAAAAAAAAAAAAUCAAAAACUUUUAAAAAGAUUUGUACAUUUUAUGUCUCUGAUAUUCUUUGUGCCACAGACCUCUAAAGAAGUUUAUUGAAUCAUAUAAAAAUACAUCAGGGAGCUAGACAGUUGCAGUUCUUAAAAAUAGGCUUUAAUUACAAAGACCAUGCCCCUGUUCUGUUAAGUUUGUCUCUCACACAUGGUCCUGCUGCUGAACUCAGUCAUGCGUUAAAUGUGUAUCAGUUCACAGCUGGAAACAGUCCUCAAGAAAGAGAAACAUUUCUGUGCAGAGCUGUAUCAGACGUUUACAAGGCUUCUGGAGAGAACAGGGAAAUACCACAAAACCUACUCUUCUAUCUGAUCAUUGUACUGUUAAGUUUUUCAACAUCUACAGCCUCCAAGUAUUCAACUUAUGAACCCUUCCAAGCUGCAAACCCUUUUUUUUAAAUUGCUAUUACCUGACUUUAUAAACACUUCAUCACAUGUCAAAAUGUAGGCCUAACAAAGUGUCAUUAAGUGCGUCAUUUCCCACUCAUGGACGACAGGUUGGUGGUUUAGGUGUGACGAGGCAGUGCGGUCUGUGCUGAAAUGAAAAUAGAAGACACCUUCAGAUGUUCGUCCUCCACCUCCUCUACUCAAAGUGCAACAUAAUCACAUUGAGCGGGCGCUGUAAUGUGAUUGGCUGAGGAAAUCAGCUCUGCAUCGCUUGAUUGGUCUAAAGGGUUACUGCUUAGAGACACUGGCUGAUACUGAGAGGCCACAUACACACACACACACACACACACACACACACACACACACACACACACACACACACACACACACACACACACAAGCACUUCUCAUCAUCAUCUUGUGCAGUGCUCCAAGAAAUCAAAUUCAAUGCAUCAAACUGACCUUGAGCAUCUGCAAGAGUACAAAGGGGCUGUGUGUGUGUGUGUGUGUGUGUGUGUGUGUGUGUGUGUGUGUGUGUGUGUGUGUGUGUGUGUGUGUGUGUUUGACAGUCAACUGUCAAGAUUCCAUAAAUAAUGCAUCCAACCAUGUAAGUAAGAAAUGGAGGAGGGCAGAGGUCGUUUAUUUCUGUAUAACUUUUUACCUUUGAGGUAUGAUUUUUGUCCUAAACCCCAAUAUGUUGGUGUUUACCUUACACAUAUUGGAAAGCAUGCAUACUUAUCUUUAUUUAACACUAAAUCUUUCAGAGCAAAACAAAAACUUGAUCUUUGAAAAAUUUCCAGCAUCUUUUGGAUUUCUAUCUAAAUUUAUUGAAAAAGAUAAAAACUGAAAGGUAAAUAUUGGGAUUUUAAUAUAGAUUAAAAAGAGAAGAAAUUCAUGCAGAAAUUCUAUUAUUUCAUCUGAUAUAGGUGGUUAUCUUGGUUAGAAACAUGUUGGAAAGAGAAAUCUGUGAGGUUAACAAAGCUGCUAUGAUUGCCAGAACAAUGAACUGCAUUUUUCUACACAUAAUGGUGGGAUUUACAUAAAAAACAAGACAGUGACUGAUGUAGAUUUGAUUUGCUGUCAUUUAGGUUGUGGGGAUGUGGUUAGAAAAGACAAUGCUGACGUUAGCCUUGUGAGGGCCGAUGCCCACGUAUUGCUGAUGAUGUCAAAAUGCUAAUCAGCUGAGUUAAUCAGCCAAUUGAUUUACUGAUCUGUCUUGAGUUUGUAUUUAACUCUUAAAUGGGCAUUACAUUCAGGUUUCUAAUGCAAAGUACAAAGAAGAAAACAUUUUGAGAUUGAUGGAAAUUUUAAAAAAUAUAUCAAAAAUAUCCACAUUAAGGGAACCUAGCCACAAAUAUUUGGAUACACUUUCCUUGUUAGACUCUAAAUUUGGACAUUUUUAACCCAAGGAUUUCACCGUAUAAAGCAAAUGCAAUAUUUUUUUUCUCACUCUCCGUGUUACAGCAUUUCCCGAGCAUUUGACAGAGACAGACAGUAUCCCUGUCUGUAGUUAAAAGUCAGUACGCUUGGGAUAAGGCUUCAAAAAUAGGAAAAAGUGUCAAACUAACCCAGUCAAGUUUUACUGCUCCCCCCUGACAGUCUGUAUCCAACACAAAUGUGUCACCAGCAUUCCCAAAAAUAAACUGAGGACAUGAAGCCCACGUCAAAAUCUGACACACGGAGAAGCAGCACCAGCAAUGACAAGUGUGGCAGCAGCUGGACUCAGAACUAGUUUGAAAGCUUGAUUAGGAGGGCAAAAGCCUGAAACUGAGUCUCUGAUAUGCAGGUAAUAAGUCACCUUUGCUCAGUCACGGCAAGGGCUUGUAUUAGAGUGAGGGUUCAAUUGCAUCAGUCUAAAUAUUCACUUUUCAAUUUUCUCAUCAGAUCAAGAUUGGGGUGAGCUGAAAGUCUCUUGUCUGCUGUGUUCUCAUUUUGCAGACUGACCAGAUAAUGUUUGGCUUUGUAACUGUGAAGCUGAGGCUUAUAGUGAAAUAUAAGGUAUACUGGAGAUUUCUGUCAUGUUGACAUUGUGGCAGAAAUGUUAGUCUACUUAAACACAUCACCAAACAGAAGGAAAGACUUUUUUAAUCUUCACUGUCUCUUUUCUCUUUUGAGAAACUGUAGAUUUGGGGGUUGAUGGCUGGCACUUUUGAACUCUAUGUAAUGACAGCAAUUUAAUGAAAAUCUUGAAUAUUUGACAUUUUUCAAAAUAACUGUGACUUUCCCUCAACUUUUGCCCGAAAAACUUUUGUUUCUCCAACUGUGUACCAAGAGGGUUCACUUUAAUUUGUGAACUUCGGUCAGCCAUCGUAAAUACAGGUGGUCUUUUUCUUGAUGCACUGUUCAGAGCUGCUCCACCUGAGGGAAAUUGAAGCAAACUCAAAGCGUAACUGCUACCAAUUAUGCAGCAGAGCAACAGUGAGUACACUCUCUCCUGCCUCCCUUACACACUUUAAAGCCUGAUGGAGGCAAUGGUCUCUGUCCUGGGGGCCAAACCUAGAUCUUAAUACUCAUCCGCUUUCCCACAACACUUUAAGUUUAAAGAGGGAUUUGUUGGAGAACUGCAAGAUAGGAAAAGAGAAGAUAAGUUGUAUGUAUCAGAUGCUGUCAAAAGUUCAAGCAGUAAGAGGGUUAGCCAAGGUUAGUCUACUUUACAUCUUUCUCUUAAGACUUUGGAUUUAACAAAGAUUUUGAAAAGAUUUUUCACAAGGAAAGAAUUACAGAGACGACACCUUUAUGUGAGCAUAACACAUCAGUGUGGGUGUGUACGUUCAUUUGUCUGGAUUUUUUCUUCAAAUGUUUCAUGCAAGAGCAAAGAUAAAGAUUAUUAGGAAUUUGGUAUCUUCACUUUGUUGGUUUUUAUUUCCAGUAAAGUGUGCCAUGACUCAAAAGUUUUCAAUGAUUUGAUCAGUGCAAAAUUGGUGCAAAACCAGAUAGAAGAGUUUUUCCCCCAUUUAGCUGAAUACUCAUUUAAUCAUUCACCAUACCAAUAACUAAUCAGAUUGUUGCUAUUAUUUUUCUGUAAGAUGGGUUUUAAUCUGGGUGAUGUCAUUAUAUAGUUUACAUGAUAAUUGUUAUUUUGAUAAAAAAUUAUAGUAAUACCAAGUAUAAAAUGCAGAAAACAGUGCUCAGGGUUGUUGGGUAACAGUGUCUUCAUAUAGUUUUCCCAGCAGAGUGCGCUGUGACUCUAUUGUUUAAACACUCUCUGCUGUCAAAGAAUUUAUGAUAAAGCAGCUAAGUGGACACCAUUGCAAAGUCAUUUAGGAAAAUUUGAACCACUACUUACACAACAAAAAGAGAAGGAAAAAGCCCAGAGCCUAUAAUCACUGAUUUAUGGGUAAUCUAUAAUUCUUUCCCUCUAGAAUUGGUACAUAACCAUUUGUCAGUUUGGCUCCAGCCCUUAAAUAUCUAUUUCUUUUUCUUCUAUUUGGCUCAUGUGUCUCAAUAAAUUACAUUUUAAAAAAUUGGUCCCAACCUUCCUGCAGGCUCCUAAAAGUGUCGGCGUCCAAUAGAAUCAGACUGCACAUAAACUCCACUUGAUGACUUCACUUGUACUACGUUGGGUUGGCAUGAUGAAGCAUUUCUCCUCAAAAAGGCUUUUCAUCUUUGCUGAUGUUAAAUCAUCUACGACCAAAAGAGAUAAAAAGAGGCUAACCUGCCAGCUUUCUGCUACAGAUUUUGGUCUGCUUAAAUAUGAAAGUGUCAUUCUCAUAACUGCUAAAACUUUUUACCGUGUACAGGAAUAAACUAAAGAGACAUUUUAAUCAAACACUUAGCUGACACGAUGCCUGAGAGCUUAAAGACUUAUUCUGGUCCCAAAGUGUGUUGCUUUAUCUUUAAAACAGUUCAUAAAGCAGGAGACAGGAUCAUAUGUGACUCAAUAUAACUCCGCCAUUGUCCCAGGAUCCUCUUUCUCACAUUUGGACAAAGAUGAUCCAUAUGUACUAAUGAGAUUUUAGGAAACCACACCAGGUUUAUUUUGGUUUGCAACGGAUUAGUCAGUAGAGAGAAUCUUUUGAAAGCGAGGCUUAGGCGGUGAGUCAGUGCUCCACUUACAGGACUGAAUCGCAGUGUUCACAUGAAGACAUCCUGCGCCCAAAUCGCAAAAUAAUCCUGAAUUGAAUUUGCAGUAUUUCAAACCCCUUUGCACUUUUUAAAUAUAAACAUUAAGUCUGCUGAGAUUGGCUGAUUUCAUCACAGAUCAAAUAAAAGUGCAUCACUUCAUAAUUAAACAUUGGGAACAGUAUUUCUUGAUUGCUUUAGUUUAAUUUUCCCUUGCAGUGUUUGCUCAUAUCAGCAGCUGACAGGAAAUAAACUGUUUCCUAGCAACACAAAGAAGAUAAAAUGAACUCUGUACAAUGUGUGCGUUUUUAUGUAGGGAGAGUGGAGAUUAAAACUGCAAAUAAACAUCCCAGACUAACAAUUUCUACUCUGGACUUAACUGGAAUAUAAACUGCUAUCUCAUAAAAUGCCACCAUGCAAAUGUUAUUACUCUAAGCAGAGAGUGUGCCUCCACACAUUCUUACGCAUGCACUGACACACACUGCAAUCUGCAUAUGCAUCCAUACACACACAUGAAAAAUAAACGCUCUACCACGCAAGAGCUUAAAGAGGAAGUGAGUAAUUAUUUAUGACCACAUACAGUAUAUACAGUAUAUAUGGACACUUACAGUGUGUGCUCUUCAGCUCUGUUUCUGCCUCACUGUCUUUCUCUCACACACUCAAACAUACACUUUGCCAUCUAUCUUGUCCUUUCAGCUCUUCACCUCAGCGUGCUGCUUCUAGUCUUUAUGACUGACAUUGCAAAGUCACAGAUCAUAUGAAAGUUCCCAAACAGGCAGACGAAUUAAACCAGCAAACUGGUCUAGCAGGGACUGCCAGAGGGGCAAAGGUGGAAUAGCUGGGCAGUGAAUUAAUCCGACAAAUCAGGCAGACUGAGCAAAAGCAAAUGUACAACACACAACACUUUGUCAAAGACAUUACUUUGAGAAAACACUCAGAAAACUGAGCUUAAAAUGAGCUAAACAGGCGCUUAAUGAGUCAGCGCGUACACAAAGACAAACUGAUCUGUGGCUAAAGUUUGCAGAGCUAGCACCACCAGCCUUCAGUUAACGCCCACAUGCCUUUGCUGGUUGCUUGGUGGUUAGAUGCCACUUUGACCAGACUCUAACCUGUCUGACACGCCAGACUGUUUCACAUUUCCAUGUCACUGGAUAUAUCUCAUAUCCAUCUGGACAACACAGAUGGUGUUUUAGACAGUCAGAAUCUUAAAGAAAAAAAAACAAAAACUAAUUUAUUCAUUACAAACCUGUCAGAGGAACAAAAUGUGAUGUAACAAGCAUGCCGCCACCAAGGAGUAAACUGCUUGUUUAUUUCCAGGUGGUAGAACUGAAUUAAUCAAAGCUACUACUAAAGCUUUGACACAACACAGGACCAGCAUUUGUUUCAUUAAAACAUUAAUAAUAAUUAUGAGUUAAAAAUAAGGGCGGCACAGUGGUGUAGUGGUUAGCACUGUCACCUCACAGCAAGAAGGUCCUGGGUUCGAAUCCGUCUCAGGGAGUUUCUGUGAGGAGUUUGCAUGUUCUCCCUGUGUCUGCGUUGGUUUACUCCAGGUACUCCGGUUUCCUCCUACAUCCCAAAUACAUGUAGAAGUGGGGUUAGGUUAACUGGCCACUUUCAAAUUGACCGUAGAUGUCAAUGUGAGUGUGGAUGAUUGUUUGUCUCUAUAUGUCAGCCCUGCAAUGAACCAGUGACUUGUCCAGAGUGUCCCCUGCCUUUGCCUGAAGAUUCUGGAAUAGGCUCCAUGACCCCUAACGGGAAUAAGCAGUAGAGAAUGGAUGGAUGGAAGCUAAAAGUAAUUCAGCUGAACUGAGUGUCGCUUGUGUUGCCUGCCAGAGCUAGCUCUUGUGCUUUGUUCUAUUUACAGGAAAACAGUUAAAUUUGAAUAAAAGAAAAUACAUAAACAUAUAAAUAUAUAUUUACAAUUCUUAUCAAAAACGGCCAUAAAAUUGAGAACGUGCAUUUUUUAGACUGCAGUUUUGUGUAAUGUCAGUCUUUAGAUGUUGUGCUGAUCCCUUUCCUCUCCACCCCCCAACCCCCCACCUCCGUCUCUCCUGUCUUUUAUCUCCCCUCAUUUUGCUGCGGUUCAUUUUUUUGUUUUUUAUGCUGAUGAGUUAAAACACCAACAGUACCGGGGGCAGCUUUUAGCUGAAGGAGUUGGUUUCCUCAGAUGCCCUUUGUCUGCUGCUCAACCUUUCCUCCAUCCUCUUUUUUUCUCUUACAUAAAUCUUUCACACGUAGCUCUAUCCCCUCGUCUUUUCCCCCCUGUCUCCAUUUGUCUCUUUUUUCCAGUCAUCCCUCCAUUUUGUCUGCGCUUCCAUCUUUCAGCCCUCCCUCCCUCCCUCCCUCUCUCUCUCUCUCUUUCUCUCUCUCUCUCUCUCUCUCUUUCAUAGAAACUGUUUAGGUAAUCCUGCUGGAGCAGCUCUAUUAAUUAGGUUCAGUCCUUUUUGACAGAUUUUUCCUAUCCCCUUACUCCCCUUGAUUUUCCUCCAUAAACUUUUUAAACCCCAUAUUAUAAUUUAUCCUUCUUUCCUUCUUUCCUUUCCUUCUCCCUCUUCCUUCUGCCUCUGUCCAUGUCCAGCUCCUCCACACCACUGGCUUUUCUCUUCAUUUAUUCUGUCCUGUUGAUUCUUGCUGACAGCUUCCCCUUGUUUCUCUUUACUUCUUUGCUUCACUCAGCAUUUUCCUGCCUUGGUAUCAUGAGACAUUAUUUCACGAGCUGUAACUCCCGCAGGGACAGCAAGAAGUCUUGCAUAAGACAUAUUUCAGUGCCUUGUUGUAUAAUAGUUAAAAACUUAGACUCACGCUGAACUGUACACUCUCUUACCCCUUUAGUUCUUCACCCUGCAUCACACUCAUCAGACAGAGAGUGAAACCACCAGUCAGUCUGCUUUUAUCAUCUUUGUCUCACAGUGUCAGAGGAAAGACAGUUUAACUUUAUAACACAGAGCUGCUAUGACUACUCUGUACCUGCAUUCUGGUCUGAAUCAACACCAGAAUUUCGAUUUAUGAUCUAAUAAGUAAAAGUAAUACAUUGAGAGAAAAAUACAUUAGAGGGAAACAUACACAUCAAUCUUGUGUAAGACAAACAACUUUUAAAGCUUGACAGGUAGCACGUGCUGCUCGGCAUUUACCCAGGGUGGAGCGUCUCUAAUGAUCCUAUUAACAGGAUGGAGGCAAGAGCAAAUAUUAAACUGGAUAUUUGUAUUGAGCCCUGAGUAACACGAUGAAUCAUAAUAUAAUACAAUUCAGUAAGCGUAAAUAAAGCGAUUACAUUAUUCAAACACGUUAAAGAGUUUUGUGAAGAUGAUAGCUGUCUUAAAAUGUACCUAGUGACAGAUACGUUGAUUUAGAUUUUGUGCAGUCAGUCACAGUAAAAGGGAAUAAAGAAAGUUGGUCGUCAACAGCAAACAUUUCAAGAAAACAACAUGUGCACACAUGAUUAAAAAGGAAACAACAUUUUAAGAAGAACAAAAACUUUAUUUAAAUUGUCUGUAGUCUCAUGUGUCAUGUCUCAAGUUAUCUACUAUUUACAGAAGACUGUGGGUACAAAAGAUCUUCUGGAUCUUUCUGUCCUGCAGCAGAGAGAGGAGCCGUCCACCACCACACGCCCUUUGGUCCAUGAAGGUGUUAUGAAGUGGGUGAUCCAUGUUCUUUAGAAUAGUCUCCACCUUCCUCAGUGAUCUCUAUGAAAGGAGCUCUUCUCACUCUUCGCCCAGCAGAAGUAUCCAUCAGCAGCCAAUAAAAAAAAAAAGAAAAUUUAAAAAAAGAAAAAAUCUAGCAAAAACUACAUACAGAGAGCAGCAACCUCUCGGUUUAAGCGCAUCAUUAGAUUUUACAGCAACACAUUUAAUGUAUUAAAUAACUGGGGUGUCAAAUUAACAAGAAGACGUUCACUAAACUAUUAAAAGAAGAAUAAAAAGAGAAAAUCAUGAUACUUUCUUUAAAUAAGAUGAUACCACUACAGGAGACAUAUCUGAGUGAGAUUAGCUCAGAAAGCUGCUGGGUUUAUUACAGACGUGGACGACUAUUAAUGCACCAACUGGUUUUGACCCUUCUGGGUGCUCUUCAGGAUGGAGGAGGGAAGCAUGAUAUAGGAAGUUUAUAGUUCCUAUUUAUGUCCAAGAGGCUGAAUUUAAUGAGUAAUACUCAAUAGAUAUAUCACAAGUACCCAAAUGAGAAAUGUAAGAAAAGGUUCCCAGCCCCUGCCUCAUAAAUACUAAUUACAGCAAUAAGAAAUCACAACCUCAAAAGCAUGAGUUAAACAGUUUGAUUGUUUCGUGUCUCAUUUCUGUUUCUUAUCUCGUGUCUGUUCCUUAGGAGGUCCUCCUGAUGUGGGCAAGAUGCUGGGCGGGGAGGAGAAGGAGGAGGACCCUGAUGCAGCAAAGAAGGAGGAGGAGAGGCAGGAGGCCCUGAGGCAGCAGGAGGAAGAGAGGAAGGCCAAGUAUGCCAAAAUGGAGGCUGAGAGGGAAAGCAUGAGACAAGGCAUCAGGGACAAGGUACGAGGACAAUGACGCACAAACUGAGCGAAACAACACGGCAUUUACUCAACUUAAGCAAACAGCUCAGUCUGUUUGUCAUUACAAAAAAAAAAAAAAAAACAAGAGCCAACUCUACAGAAGAAAACCAAACAGGGGAUACAUCUAAUAUCAAUAUUUAAUCAGUGCUAAAAGGAACAGGAAGAUGGACGAACAAAAAAAACAUGCAUGUGAGGCGUUUUGAUCAUUUCUGCCUUGUGGUGUGUUUUUUGUCACCACUGAAGGCUUCAUAUCUUGGCUUCAUGACAGCAAAACUCCUUUUAUAACAGACCUUUGUUUGAAAUGAGACAGUUUUUGUUUCUUUUAUGUUAUUUUUAGCUGUUAUAAAAUAGAUCAGUGGAACACGAAGAAGAGGACUGCGGAGAGAGACUGAGGAAGGAAGAACAAAAUGUGGAGCCAUGAUUAAUUAGAAUAUAUUUGAAUAUUUAGACAGAAAGUGUGUGUUUGGGGUGGAGGCGGGGGUCAGGAAGAGGACUGUGUUCAAAAUGUAAACAGCUAUCCAAUAAUAGCCCUGUGCAGAAAGCCUUGUGGAAUAAACAGUUUUAUUGCUUUAGUUACGGCUGCGACAACAGGGUUUAAACUAAAAUAUUCAUGUAUUAGAAAUGCAUGGUGUUUUUGUCAAGUAAUGACUGUCACAUGUUGAAUCAACGUAGAGUAAUAUGUACUUUAUCUGUUUGCUUUAAUUCCCCCUUGUGCUGACGUAAGUCCGUGACUCUGCAGUGGAGACAUAGCGGUAGAGACGGGCAGUCACGGGUGGUGUGGGAGGGUGGGGCGGCUCUGAGGGGAAUACUGCGAAUCAGUGGGAUGAAAAGCGGCACUCCUCCCCUGACUCCUCACCUCCUCCGUUCUCCUUAAGCUCCCCCAGUGGAGAACAGAGAGCGAGGAACAACUCCCAGCAUGCCUGUUACUGAAAGGUUUUUGUCAGCCUCCUCCACAGCUUCAUCCCUCUGCUGUGUCAGAUACUGAGAAAAAUAUCCAUAUUGUAUCUGCGGUCCGCACCACAAUGGAUGUUUGUAAUAGUUUGACAGAGCAAAUGUUUUCAAGUGGAAAGUUACUGUAUGGGGAACUUAACAAUACUGGUAUUAUUGCCAGAAACACAGCCUGACAAAUGAGACGACGAAUCCAAAGUAACCAAGUUUUCCCGCUGCAUUCUCUCGUGCCAGCGGUGAUAUAUGAUUGUAAAGGAGUAAAUAAAAGCCCCUCUUUUUCUUUUUCAUCUCUGGUGGAAGCAGUUUUCACUGGUGGUGUAAAUGUUCUUGUGUGCCGUUUUGAAAUAGAUGCUCACAGCAGAUUUUUUUUGACAUGCACUGACAGUGUCUUACUGACAAGCACCAGCCAAAGCACAUCUACUUGAUUUCUGACAAAGUGUUGCUUUGAAAGACAGACAGGAGCGAAAUGUAGAGAGGAGGUGCAGAACACCACAGGUUUAGAGCACAAGAAUAGAAAGAAUAGAGGUUGAAUUAUCAAUUAUACUGAAGGAGAGAGUGGGGUAAGAUGAGCCAUUUUUCAUAUUUCGGAUCACUACAUCAAGGCGAUCAUAGUUUUGUCUCUAACUAGUUUAUCUGCAUAUAUUUCAGGAUGUUGUGCAUCCCUGCGGACCAUCAAUUGUCUUGAUAAUAUAGCAGGCCAAAAAAAGUGGUCUCCUAUGGUCAAUUUACCCUGUGUAUGGGCUAAGUUGACCAUAGGAGCGGGGUAAGUUGAGCUGUAUCCCUACUACCCCCCUACUCUCCACCCCAGCCCUCCCUCACCUUCUCUCCCCCUAAAUAACAGUCACUUCUUCACAUUCAUGUGUAUUUUUAUGUAUUAUAUGCUAUUCAACUAGUACAAUAAUUCUCUUUAUUAUUAUUGCAUAUAACUGCUAAAAAGCUGUUUUGUAAAAAGCUAUUUUAACAUGAGAAUGUCUUUAAGUGAUUCAGAACAUUCACAGCUGUAUUUAUGAAAAGAAAAAGUAACACAUUUCAACAAUCUGAACUGAAACUCUGAUCCUCUCAUCAGACUCCUUUACUUUCUCAGUUGAGCCAAAUGGCUCAACUUACCCCAGAAUUACUAUCAUGACUUUAUUAGUCCUCUAAGCUAAAAUGGUGGACUUUUAUGUUAGGUUUCUGACCUCAUGUUGUAGCUCAUAGAUACCACAAUUGAUGUAUAAAACAAAUUUAAAAUGAUCUUUUUUGGUCUGAACACAAUUCUAAUAAAACUUAUGACAGACUAAAUUCACUUUCAAGAGUGAACUUAGCCUACCCUUUGGUUCAACUUACCCCACUCUCCCAUAUAUAGGAAAUAAAAGAGUUAAAAGUGUACAACUCGUCGUGCCUGUUCUGUACAGUCUCAAGCAUAAGCAAACAAAUCAGCACAUACACACACACACACACACACACACACACACACACACACACACACACAGAAAUGUCAAUCUGAAUUACAUCCCGGGCUUAUUGUCCCACGAGCAGUGCUGUGGGCUCAGCUCAAGCUGGUGUCAAGCUUUUUAGGGCAGAGGUCAACUCAGAUCAUAGAGCUGCACUAAUAGAUGCUGGUUGACACUGACAUUUUGUGUUAAAGGCUACUUUAUGUGUCUGAGCAUACAGAUUUGAAAUAGUUUUAAGUACGGCUUAGUGUCCGUUUUUACAAGUGUGUUUCCUUUGUGUCUGAAGUUGUUAAUAUCUCUGUGUUUGUGACCACCAGUAUGGAUUAAAAAAGCGUGAGGAGGCAGAAGCUGAGGCAGCUGCUGCAGCCGAGCAGCCCGCAGAGGGAAGCUUGACUCGACCCAAGAAGGCCGUGCCAGCUGGUUGUGGUGAUGAGGAAGAGGAGGAAAGCAUCAUGGACCAAGUAAUGAAAUACCUGCCAGGCCCACUGCAAGACAUGCUGAAGAAGUAGCCGAGUUCAUUUGCAGAUGCUAACAAUAACUAGCUUAGUUUAAAGGCUACAUUUACAUGGCUAGGUAAAAUCAGGGGUUUGUUUUUCAUUCAGUUCAUUUCAUGAGUAAAAACAAGAGUUCAAUCAGGUGUUUCUUGUGUUUGGACAAAACAAAGUUUUAUGUGAGGAAAAUGAUUCGGGUAUAAGCCAGCAGUGUGAAUAGUAGUCAUUUAACUAAGCUAGGCCAGGUGAAUGUUAGCUAGACUGCUGCUACUGUUAGCUAUGUUACACGAAUGGAGCUGACAUCAAGCAGAGGGGGCUAAAAACACAAUGUUAGAUGGUUUAUCCUUCUAGUCUGAGCAGUUUUAAACCCCUUUUUCUCCCCUCUGCAGAAGCUGCUGAGCUUUCUUGCAGCACUGAAAAUAAUACCCCUCUUCACUCUGUUUGUACAUAAAUAAAUGAAUACAUUACAAGCCUGAAGGUAGGCAAUCAAUCAUAAGAUAAUAUUAGAAAUUAUUAUACUAACUGUGUGUCUGUCUCUAAAAUAAUUAAAAUAUAUAUGUGAUAACUCGAUAAGCCAUAUUUUAAAAGGAAAUUUAAAGACUACUCUUGUGUGCUCCUAAAGCUACUGUUUUGUGUUCAAUCAUGUCUGAUAUUUCUGUCAAACUUUUUGCACACAGUGUUACACUUUUGUGUGUCAGACCUGUUGUCUGUCUGCCCACAACGACCCCCCCAAACGCCCUGACAUCAGAUGUAAUGACACCCAUGUAGUGUAGUGUUUAAAACUGUUUCUAUUCCCCCGUUCUGUGCGUGUCCUUCUUAUGUCUUGCAUGCCAUUUGUCUGGACAAAUUUGUUACGUGGAAAUGUGAAAACUCACCCCCCCCUAUCCCCUUUAUCCUCUUCUUUAUCAUGCAAAAAAUAUUAAGGCAAUAACUCCUAAGUUUGAGUGUGAUUUCACUUCUGUGUCGAUAUAACCGUUAAUAAUAUCAUAAGAAGAAAAAAAGAAGAUAUGUAUGCAUUCAGGACUUUUGAUUUAAGGGUUUUUAGGUUUUUCUGUUUUAUUUCAUUAUUUUGAUGAAGAAUGACCGUGUAGCCGUUCAUACAACAGCCAAAACCUUAAAGCUUUCAGCCAUAAAACCAGAACUUACAGUAUAUACUCUAACUAUCAGGAUCUGUUACUCGGGAGAGAGUACUGAAUGAAUCUGUCUGAGAAUAUAAGACAACUUUAUGUAUGAUUAUUUGUAAGAUAUGAAAGGAAAUACUGACUUGAAAGAAGACUACAUGUCUGUUUCAUGAAGAGAGAAAGAGACCACUUUCCCCUGAAACACUCACAGUAAAGUGAAUAGUGCAGUUUGAUUACUGAUGUAGUUACGCAGUAAAACAGGAAGAGUUUUCCUAAAUGACAAAAUGUGACGCUCGGUUUGUAAUUCCACUAACUGUUGGUUUAGAUGUGAGAAUGAGCUGCUGAGGGUGACCUUAUAUGCCACGAGCAAUAAAGGAUUAUCAUGUAUGUUUCUGCCUGAACUUCAAUAAAAACUUAAAACCUUGUUCACAAACAUUAAAA